Messenger RNA from Megalopta genalis, 1529 nucleotides. RefSeq names its product Hyls1 centriolar and ciliogenesis associated. Gene Ontology annotation, cellular component: centriole; non-motile cilium. The record is from RefSeq and is a predicted model, not a curated record. NCBI's taxonomy places the organism in Eukaryota, Metazoa, Arthropoda, Insecta, Hymenoptera, Halictidae. Gene Ontology annotation, biological process: cilium assembly.
UACAGACCAAAGCUCUCAGGUGCCUGAUCGUUCUUGGAAUUUUCACCCAAGGCAAGUGUGCCUAUUAGUAUCUAGUAUCUCCAAUGGUGUCAGAGAUUCUGCUCGGAAUCUGCUUCAAGUGACAGAGAGGAGAUCUCACAAAUAGGAUUGGACAAUUCCAAUAGAUUGCCAAUGGAAACCAUUAGCAUCAUCCAAUCCCAUUUGUGAUAAGUAAUUCUUCCACAUCUACUUUUCUGGAAGAAAUUCAUAAAGCCCGUUAAACAGUCAAGCAUCUGAGAACUCUGAUACAGACUAUAGUGGAUUAUAAUGAUUCGUGUUCUCUGGUCUAGCUACAACUGAUUUUAACGUCUCUGUCAUUCAAAUAGUGGAUACGAAAACAAACGUUUGUUUCGCUGAUUUAUAUUGUCAUAAAUCCCUAUUGUUUCCUUAAAAAUGAACGACGAUCCGAGAGAGGUUCUAGCGCUUUUAAAUUCUUUGGGAUUUGUUGGAAUUACUGCGCAACAACUAAAAAGUUUCAUGAAAGAUUUGAAAUUGUAUAGAAAAGUGAAAGAGCUCGAGCUGCAACAGAGGAAGGAAGAAAUCGCGAUGAAAAUAAUAGAUAAACAGCAAAGCGAUAUAAAACGAAUUCUCAGAGAACAAAGAAGACACUUUUCUUCGGUGAUAAACACUGUGUCUACUGAUUCCUCUAAUUCUAUAGCUGACAAUCCUAUUGUAAAGGUAAAAGUACAUUGUGUAUCAAAUGACAAAGAAAACAGAGAACAUUUUAAUUCUGGGGACAGUACUUUAGGUAUGAAACAAAACUAUAACGAUACAAGAUCAAAAUCCAAGACACCAUCUGCCCCGACCAAUGUUAGAUCUGCUAGCACACUCUGUAAUGAAGAAAGUACUAGUGCUCGGUUGAAAAAUUAUAAAUCGAAAGUAGACCUAGAUAAAAUACUGCAACAUGUUCAGUCAGCAUCUUCGUUACACAGGAGACCCAUGAGUGCUCCUAAUAUUCUAGAACACGAGCAAGAAAGGGUUGGAAGUAGUCGAGCAAAAAGUAUAUUGUCUACUAAAACCUGUCAAUCUGGAACAAAAUCCUUCAUUAGACCAUGGAGGUUGCAACCAGAAGUACAGAAAGGUUUUAGCACCAAAAAAUCUGAUCCAGUUGCACUUUAUCAGAAAUAUCAACAGGAGUGGAAACAAAUGUCCUUUCCAGGAGAAGCUAAGCAUGCUGGUUUAAGAUGGGCAAUUCGUGAAAAAAUGUUAGGUGGAGAUCCUCAUCCUGUGCCACUUCCUAGGAAGUCGACCAGUAUGCCAAUUUUAAAAAAGAAAUGACCUUAACUAAGCAUAGAAGAUAAAUUUUUCACUAGAAAUAAUUAGUUAUAAGAAAUACGAUUUUUAUGGUACAACAUAGUAGUUCAAUUUUCAGACGUUGAUUUGGGAAAACUUCGUCUUCCGAGGAUUAAUUGUUAUAAGAAAAAACAUAUUUACUGUUGGUAAAAAUAACAACAAUUUGAUCAAUAAUAAAGAAUUUAAUUUUUUCUUUG